Molecule: messenger RNA, 1260 nt
Organism: Chelonus insularis
Lineage: Eukaryota; Metazoa; Arthropoda; Insecta; Hymenoptera; Braconidae
Gene: Mdh2
Product: malate dehydrogenase 2
Exons: 5
Coding region: 187-1209 (340 amino acids)
Biological process (GO): malate metabolic process; tricarboxylic acid cycle
Cellular component (GO): mitochondrion; cytoplasm
Molecular function (GO): L-malate dehydrogenase (NAD+) activity
Source: RefSeq, a predicted model, not a curated record
UCCGUUGUAAUAGCGAAACGUGAUCUCGUUUGAUGGACAAAUCAGAGUGAGUUGAAAUUGAGAGUCUGUGACGGUACAUAUCACAGAUAAGGUCAUUCGGGUGUCUUUAAGAAGUUAUUGGCUAUUAAAAUUAACAAAUUUAUACAUUAUUUCUUGAUAAAUUUUUAAACAACUUAUUAAAUAAAAAUGUUGCCACGUCUUUUAAGACCUACUGGUUUAAUUGCUCAACAAGGAGCUAAACAAUUGUCAACCAGUACUCAGAGAAAUGCCAAAGUUGCUGUUAUGGGAGCCAGUGGUGGUAUCGGUCAACCACUGUCGCUUCUUCUUAAACAAUCACCUCUCGUAACUGAGCUAUCACUUUAUGAUAUUGUUAAUACUCCUGGAGUUGCUGCUGAUUUAUCUCACAUUGAUACUCAUUCCAAAGUCAAGGGAUACACCGGUCCUGAACAAUUGAAGGACUCAUUGAGAGGUGUUCAAGUGGUUAUUAUUCCUGCUGGUGUUCCACGUAAACCAGGAAUGACACGUGAUGAUCUCUUUAACACCAAUGCUUCGAUAGUACGAGAUCUAGCUCAGACUAUUGCUGAAGUAGCACCAAAAGCAUUUGUUGCGAUUAUUUCAAAUCCUGUAAAUAGUACGGUGCCGAUCGCUAGUGAAGUUCUUCAAAAAGCUGGUGUAUAUGAUCCCAAUAGAGUAUUUGGUGUUACUACCCUUGAUAUUGUUAGGUCAAAUGCUUUCAUUGGCGAAGCCAAGGGUUUGGAUCCCCAAAAAGUUUCUGUACCAGUAAUCGGUGGCCACAGUGGUAUUACUAUUAUUCCUGUUAUUUCACAAGCUAAACCAAGUGUGUCAUUCCCAGAUGAUCAGCUUAAAGCUCUUACUGAAAGGAUCCAAGAAGCUGGUACAGAAGUUGUCAAAGCUAAAGCGGGUACUGGUUCUGCCACACUUUCGAUGGCUUAUGCUGGUGCACGGUUUGGAUUUUCAUUGAUCAAAGCACUUAAUGGUGAACAGAAUAUCGUUGAAUGUGCAUAUGUCAGAUCUAAUGUAACUGAAGCUAAAUAUUUCUCCACUCCUGUUCUACUUGGUAAAAAUGGAGUUGAGAAGAAUCUUGGAUUGGGUAAAUUGAGUGCUUUUGAAGAAAAACUACUUCAAGCAGCAAUUCCAGAGCUUAAGAAGAAUAUACAAAAAGGAGAAGACUUUGUAAAUAAAAAGUAAAAAGCUACUCUAUAGCUGUAUGAAAAUAAUAGAAAAAUGAUCAUUUCAAAA